GAAAAAAAAAAAAAAGAAUUCAUAUGUCAUUUUUUCAAAAUCCGCAUAAUCUUUUAAUUAAAAAAAUAUUUAAUUAAAUUAUGUUUGAGAAAAGCAUGAAUUGAUUUGAAUUCGGAAUCCGAUGGGCUCUCGUUUCUGAAGGAGGAUGUUUGAUUACCAGCUAAAGCUGAGAUUACAGAACCUUCUUCUAAAAUGUCCAGUCAAAAUAUGUUGGUUCUCUACGUUUAUAGCAGAGAAGCAAUCACAUCCGUUUUACCUAAAGACAUUUUCCCAUAUAUUUCAAGAAUGCUCCAAGGCCAGAGCGCGCGAAGCAGGCAAGCAAGCCCACGCAAGGAUGAUCGUAUCUGGGUUCAAACCCUCAGUAUUUGUUGCCAAUUGUUUGCUUCAGAUGUACAUUAAAUGCUCCCGUAUGGAGUGUGCCGGUAAAGUGUUCGACAGAAUGCCUGAACGGGAUCGCAUCUCUUGGAACGCAAUGAUUUUUGGGUAUUCCGUCAAUGGGAAUAUGGGGUUAGCGCAGUCGUUUUUCGACUUCAUGCCUGAGAGAGAUGUGAUUUCUUGGAAUUCUUUGGUCUCGGGAUAUUUACAGAAUGGGAAUUGCUUGAAGUCGGUUGAGGUGUUUGUGAUGAUGGGGAGAGACGCUGUGGCCUGCGAUGAGACCACGUUUGCUGUUGUGUUGAAAUCAUGCGCGAGUCUGGAAGAUUAUGUUUUGGGGCUACAAGUUCACGGAGUUGUAGUGAAGUUGGGGUUUGAAUGUGAUGUGGUAACUGGAAGUGCUUUGUUGGAUAUGUAUGCAAAAUGCAAGAUGUUGGAUGAAUCCCUACUGUUUUUUGAUGCGAUGCCGGUGAGAAAUUGGGUGUCAUGGAGCGCGAUUAUUGGUGGCAGCGUUCAAAAUGGUGAGCUUGAGGGUGGACUGGAGCUGUUCAAAGAGAUGCAAAGAGAGGGAGUUGGGGUCAGCCAAUCUGUUUAUGCUACUGUUUUCAGGUCUUGUGCGGCUUUAUCCGAUUCAAUGUUGGGUUCACAGUUGCACGGCCACGCACUGAAGAGCGAUUUUGGAGUUGAUACCAUAGUCGGUACUGCCAUGUUGGAUAUGUACGCGAAAUGUGGCUAUUUGCUCAAUGCUAGGAAGGUUUUCAACUUGUUUCCAAACCAUAACCUGCAAUCUUAUAAUGCAUUGAUGGUUGGAUAUGCUAGAGGCGGUCGUGGACUUGAAGCUAUGCAGAUAUUUCUGCAGUUAUUGAGGUCUAAUCUUGGUUUUGAUGAAAUAAGCCUAUCUGUGGCGUUUAGUGCUUGUGCAGUAGGCAAAGGACUUACGGUAGGAACUCAAAUACAUGGUUUAGCAGUUAAGACUCCCUUCAGUUACAGCGUUUGUGUGGCCAAUGCCGUUUUAGACAUGUAUGGUAAAUGUGGAGCACUACCCGAAGCUUGUCGCUUGUUUGAUGAAAUGGGAAGUAGAGAUGCUGUGUCGUGGAAUGCGGUCAUUGCUGCUUGCGAGCAGAACAAGAAUGAGGAGACGUUGCCACUAUUUGUUGGUAUGCUUCGUUCAAGAAUGGAACCCGAUGAGUUUACGUAUGGAAGUGUUCUGAAAGCUUGUGCGGGCAGGCAGGCUCUGCAGCAUGGGAGGGAGAUCCAUGGUAGAGUCAUUCAGUGUGGGAUGGGGUUGGACUCGUUUGUGAGCAGUGUGAUCGUUGAUAUGUAUUGCAAGUGCGGUGUGGUGGAGGAGGCCGAGAAGCUUCACGACAGGAUGGAGGAACGCACGCUAGUUUCGUGGAAUUCCAUCAUUUCUGGUUAUUCGUCGUCUGAACAGAGUGAAGGGGCGCAGAAGUACUUCGCUAGGAUGUUGGAGAUGGGAAUCCAACCUGAUAACUUCACUUAUGCUACUGUUCUCGACACGUGUUCCAAUGUGGCGAAUGUUGGACUCGGGAAGCAGAUCCAUGCUCAAGUGAUCAAGCAAGAGCUGCAGUCGGAUGUGUACAUCGUGAGCACACUAGUUGAUAUGUAUUCGAAAUGUGGGAACAUGGAGGACUCUGUUUUGAUGUUCCGGAAAUCAUCCAACCGUGAUUUCGUGACGUGGAACGCUAUGGUUUGCGCCUAUGCUCACCAUGGACAUGGGAAGGAGGCUCUGCAGGUGUUUGAGAACAUGCUGCUCGAGAAGGUGAUGCCUAACCACGCAACCUUCGUGGCAGUUCUGCGUGCUUGUGCGCACAUUGGUCUUGUAGACGAAGCACUUGAAUACUUCUACGCGAUGCAGAAGGACUAUGGAUUGGAACCGCGCUUAGAACAUUAUUCGUGCGUGGUUGAUGCACUGGGAAGGUCCGGGCGGAUCAGUGAGGCUUUGAAGGUGAUUCAAGAUAUGCCUGUGGAGGCGGACGAUGUGAUUUGGAGAGCUCUUCUUAGUAAUUGCAAGAUGGAAGGGAAUGUGGAGGUGGCGGAGAUAGCAGCGAGGGCUCUUCUAGAGAUGGACCCACAGGACUCGUCUGCAUACGUUCUUCUAUCGAAUAUGUAUGCUGAUGCAGGAAUGUGGGGGGAGGUUUCGAAGAUGAGGAAGAUGAUGAGGCGAGGUAGGCUGAAGAAAGAGCCGGGUUGUAGCUGGAUCGAGGUGCAAGCGGAGGUGCAUAUGUUUUUGGUGGGGGAUAAAGCUCAUCCACGGCGCCAUGAGAUAUAUCAGAAGAUGGAUGUUCUGAUGGCUGAGAUGAAAUGGGAUGUUGAUGAGCUUCACAUCUCCAUUUCUUAACCUACUUUGAGGAAUAAAGGAAUUGCAUAAGCUUUAAGAGAGAAACAACCCUCUGCAACUUGCUACAACAUCCCCAUAUUUAUUUGCUUCACUAUCCCUUUAACUGCACAUACAUCAACAAAAAUGCUCAUAAUUGUGCAUUUUUUUUUUUUUUGUCUACAAAAGAAUUUUCUUUAGUGAAUGUAUGACAGCUUACAAUUUUUUUUUGUUUUUUGUAAAGACUAUUUUCUUGACCGUUUACUAUGGCGACAAAUAAUUAAAUUAUCACUAUAUUUAUUCA
This is a messenger RNA of Salvia miltiorrhiza (redroot sage), 3011 nucleotides long. RefSeq names its product pentatricopeptide repeat-containing protein At3g02330, mitochondrial. The record is from RefSeq and is a predicted model, not a curated record. Lineage: Eukaryota; Viridiplantae; Streptophyta; Magnoliopsida; Lamiales; Lamiaceae. Gene Ontology annotation, molecular function: RNA binding; protein binding. The transcript has a single exon. Gene Ontology annotation, biological process: RNA modification. The coding region runs from base 146 to 2731 and encodes 861 amino acids.